Messenger RNA from Columba livia (rock pigeon), 1995 nucleotides. RefSeq names its product homeobox B13 (gene HOXB13). Gene Ontology annotation, molecular function: DNA-binding transcription factor activity, RNA polymerase II-specific; RNA polymerase II cis-regulatory region sequence-specific DNA binding. Lineage: Eukaryota; Metazoa; Chordata; Aves; Columbiformes; Columbidae. The transcript has 2 exons. Gene Ontology annotation, biological process: regulation of transcription by RNA polymerase II. The record is from RefSeq and is a predicted model, not a curated record. The coding region runs from base 71 to 955 and encodes 294 amino acids.
CCCCCCUCGGGCAGUGCCCGGGUGCUGCCGAGCAGGCUCUCCCCAUGCCCCGGCCCCCGCGCCGCCCCCCAUGCAGCCCCCGGAGCCCCGCGGCCCCCCGGGCCUCGAGGGGCUCCUGGCAGCCGGCGGCUUCGCAGGCGGCCAGGGCAGGGGGGGGCUGCUGCCGCCUCCCCCCCCGGCCCUCGGCGGUCCUUCGCCUCCCCCCGGGAUGAACCCCGGUUACCCGCCGGAGGGCCCGGCCGAGCCGCCCAAGCCGUGUCCCGCCGCCCCGCCGCCCCCGACCGCCCCGCCGGGUCCCGCCGCCUCCGCCCCGCUGCCCUACGGCUACUUCGGCAGCGGUUACUACUCCUGCCGCGUCGCCCGCAGCGCCCUGAAAGCCGGCCCGGCCCAGGGCCCCUUCCCCGCAGAGAAGUACCUGGACCCCCCCGCGGGCAGCGAGGACUUCCAGAGCCGCCCCGCCGAGUUCGCGUUCUACCCGGGCUACGGGGCCCCGUACCAGCCCGUGGCCGGUUACCUGGACGUGUCGGUGGUACCGGGCUUGGGGGGCCCGGGGGAGGCCCGGCAUGAGACGCUGCUGCCCGUGGACGGUUACCAUCAGCCGUGGGCUCUGGGCAGCGGCUGGAGCAGCCAGAUGUGCUGCCCCAAAGAGCAGGGCCAGGCCGGCUACCUCCUGAAAUCCGCCUUUACAGACUCCGCCGGGCAGUUGCCCCCCGACGGCUGCUCCUUCCGCCGGGGCCGCAAGAAGCGGGUCCCGUACAGCAAGGGGCAGCUGAAGGAGCUGGAGAAGGAGUACGCCAGCAGCAAGUUCAUCACCCGCGACAAGAGGAGGAAGAUCUCCGCCGCCACCAACCUCACGGAGCGGCAGAUCACCAUCUGGUUCCAGAACAGGCGGGUGAAAGAGAAAAAAGUCGUCGCCAAAAUCAAAAGCAGCAGCAGCAGCAGUAAUACCCCGUGAGGACACGGCCACCUCCAGCCCCGAACGGCUCCCCGCCUGUUCCCCCGGGGUGUGGGCUCCGGUACCGUCAACGGCGGGAGAGGGGGCGGCGGGGGCACCGCUGGGAAUUGCUCCCGCUGCUGCCGGGUGAGAUCCCCCCAAGAGGAGGGCGAGUUGGGAAUAUGCCCCAUCCCCGCCCGCUUUGCACGCACAGGACCCUGUACAGUUCGCUCCCGUCGCCACGUCGUGCUCUCCCCGUCUCCCACCUUUUCGGAUGGAACAGCGUCCUCAGACGGCUUCUUAAAACAAAAAAAAAAGGGGGGGCGGGGGAGGAUGUCUAAUUGCAUUAAUGAAGCCAAAUCCGCAACUCCCGGCUCGCUGCGUCCAGCGGGAACGGGGCUGUCCGGGGUUGUGGGGAUCACACGGAAUGGGAUCUUUGGAUACGAAAACCAGUACGAAAUCCCCUUAAUUACAGGCAGAAGUAUCAAAAUGCAUGUCUAAGGGAGAAUAAAUAUAGUGCAGGUGUGUUACAUAGAAACACACGUGAAUUGUUUGCAUAAAUGUACAGUAUAUGCGUGUGCCACAUAUGUACCGAGGCACACAUUUCUGAAGGCACGUACUACGGUUUUGCGCGGUUAUAUAUAAAAUAUACCUAUACGUAUGCACAUGCAUAUAUCUAGCAAUACGCAUUAUUAUAUCUAUCCGAUAUUUGUGUUUGUGUGUUUAUAUAUAACCAGCUACCCAGACGUAUGCAAUAUAGUACUGGAUGUGUGGAUAUAAAUAUAUACUCAGAUAAAGGUGUAUAUACACGUGUUUGUAUGCGUCCUUAUACACAUACUUAUAUGUAUGUUCACGCCUAUAUUUUGAUACAGGUAAAUGCAAUUCGUAUAAUUCCAUACACGCUUUCGUUUGUGCCAAUAUAUGUGUAUUUGUACACACAUUUUCCUUCUACUAAUUCUAGUGAUACGUUUCAUAGCAUGCGCUGAGGUAAUCCCCAUAUAAUACUAAACGAUCUUGGUUAAAAAUAAGAAACGUCGUCAUCCUUUUCAACAGAAUAAAUA